This is a messenger RNA of Porites evermanni, 7427 nucleotides long. NCBI's taxonomy places the organism in Eukaryota, Metazoa, Cnidaria, Anthozoa, Scleractinia, Poritidae. The record is from the annotation of a GenBank genome assembly.
GAAAUAACAGCAUUAAAAAGGAAAGUAGAGGAAUUGCAGCAACAUGUUGCCAUGAGUGAUAGAUUAAAGAAGGGCAUGGAAAGGUAACAAAUUAAUCUAUUUUUUAAAAUAUAUUUGCCGUUGGAUUAAGGUCACGAUUCGUACUAUCAUUUUUAUUGAAGGUUGAUAUGAGCUUCAAAUUUACCUCUCAAACUCAUUAAUUACUCACGAGGGCAACAGCCAAUAAAUAAGACGUAUUUGGGUCACAUGCAUGAAACUUGAUACCCAAUGAAAACUCAGAUGAAAAUCUUACGGGUUUUGAUCUGAGAUCAAACAUGGUUUUGAUCUCAGAUCAAACACUUAAGCAUUUUAAUGAGCAUUUUUCAGGUACCGCGGGGUUCAGUAGGGCGAUGAAAAUUACCCGGCGUAGUCAAUCGAACGUUCGGUAAUCAAACUCAAUCAAACUCUAAUCGUUCGAUAGACUUCGAUUGGGCUCGGUAAUCGAACUCACCCCAAAAUUUUUGCCAGUCGAACACAAUCGAACGUUCCGUAAACAAACACUUAAUAUAAACAAUCGAACACUAUCGAACGUUCGAAAUCGAACACUGCAUGCAACAAUCGAAGAUAAAACCAGUUUCAUCUGGUUUCAAACAAAAGGCGUCGCGUUCACAUAAGUGAUGUAUUGACUUCAAUUUCAAACACGAGUAGGCAAAGAUGUCACAGAGGGCGGAAAAAGUGAACAAUUCUGGAAACAGUGGUUAAAGGCUACCACGAGUGCCAGCUUUCGCCGUCAGUGUCGGUGAAAAUUUAUUAUUUAGAAGAAAAGGAGAGAUCCGGCCCUGAAGGUAACUGACGAUGGCCUCAACCAACUUCGACAUUUGCCAACUGAUUUACAAAGUGAACUGGUGCCUUUGCUAGCAUGUUACCCAGUAUUAAUAGUGAAUUUAUCCAUUGUGAGUCACUUAAACAAUAACGUUUUUAGUUAAUUCGGGUUAACUGAAAUAGUUUUGUUGUCAAACUGCUUGAAAUACAUACUAGAGGGAGGUCUUUCCGAUUCACCCCAAAUGAAACUGGAUGCGUUUCGUCUUUCUGCCAAACAAAAUCGAGCUAAUCGCAUCGAUUGAGUCCGAUUGUUUUGAUUGAGUUCAGUAAUCGAGCUCACGAGUUCGAUUAAUCAAACUCACCGAAAAGUUCCAGUUCGAUUAUGUUCGAUUACCGAAACCAAUCGAACAACAAUCCGACCGAUUGGGUUCUAUUGAGUUUGAUUGAUUUAAAUUUGGCUCCCUUUCCUUCGAUUGACUACGCCGGGAAAUAAUUAGCAUUACUUUCGGAGAGUAAAUCAAAACUAAUCAAGUCAGCUGGAGAGCACGCUAAUGAGUUAGGCUUUUGUACAUUAUGCUUUUGUUUCCACACUAAAAUGCUCCACCUUAAUGCUCCAUUUUUCCCACUAAAAUGCUUGGUCAGCGCCCAAAAAGUCACUAAAAUGCUCUUUUAAUGCUUGUCAUACAGAGGAUUGUUUAAUAAUCGUAACUUUUUAACAGAGAGCUAUCGCUACUCAAAUGGUACACAUAGUAUAAUAACAAGUUUAUAACAUUUCAAACAGCAAAACUUAACUUUUCCCCAGUCUUCGCACUUUGAAUUUCAAGUUUUUUCUAGUUUGUCUUUCUUUUUUUUUUCUGAAAAAAGGAAAAAAAAUUCCGCGAACAAUCAACCCUUAUUUUUAUUUUCUCUCAAAAGAUCCCGGAAAAGUUCCACUAAAAUGCUCCAACAAUGCUUAAUGCUUUUGCUUCAAUAAAAUGCUCAAAAAAAUGCAAGCAAAAUGUACAAAUGCUUAUAAUGAGUCCGUGAUAAUGUAUCGCUUGAGGAACUGAUAUGACAUGAUCAUGAAGUAAACUAUUAUGUGAUCUGCAAAUGAAGGUUUGAAAGUGGAUACGACUUCUCUGCUGAUAAAUUAACUUAUCUAUCUGAUAUUUGCUAAGAAGAUUAAACCGUGCCAUAAUAGUGCCCUCACAACAAUUAAAUAAGGAUUUCGAUUAAACACUAUUUUCAACCGCAAAUCUGUGUCAGGCCGAUUCUUAACGUUCCCCUAAGUGAUUCAAUUUCUUUCUGGGUACAUUCAUUUAUUUUCAUUUUAUAAGGUACAGCGAUGGCAGUGCUCACGAACUGCAGAAAACAAGACAAGCAUUGCAUGCGAAAGAAAGAGAACUUGAAAGACUCAAAGAGAGGUAAAAGAGUAGUCAUUGCAUUUUGUAGAUCAACUCACGAAUGUUGUAUUUGUUUUUAGCCAUAUAAUCUCACCCGCUAACCGCAAAGGCAUGCAAAACAAAAUUUUCUAUACCUCAAUAUGCAACAAUAACUCAAUCUUUCUUCUUUUUUUUUGUAACUCGCUAACAUACAGAUGUUGCCGCUUGAACAAUGCACUCGAUCUUUAUAGCGUUUCUCGGGCCAGGCCAUUGAGACAUAAUUAUUUUGAAGCGGGAUUAGGAAAUAGUUAUAAGAUGAAUAAAGUUUUAUGCGUUUAUUGUUUAGAAAAUAUGGGGAAAGAAAACAGAAACAACGUUAACAAACAAAAACAAAGACAGACAGACAGACCAUAAAAACGAAAGCAAAAAUCGAACAAAACACGAAAGGAGAAGUACACAAUAAUAACAAAGAUUUAUAACAUGGAAAUUGCCUCUUGAGGGCGAAAAAGAAAUUGUAGUGCCCAGGAUUCUUCACAGGAUUGAUUGCUUUGCUUAUUUCAGACUUGCUGCAGUCUCGGAGAGAAGAGUGAGAUCCGAUCAAAGAAAAUCAGAAAAUACCCUGAGCACUAAUAGGCAGUCCCAGCUUGAAAGUGAAUAUGUUACUGAAUUCAAAGACGGUGUUCGCGUUGAUGCGGUGGAGCUUAUAACUAACAGAGCUACACGUCAUGGAACGAAGCCAUCUGCAAGAGAUUAUUUAACGUUCUGCAGACUUGCAUGCUUCAUUUUUGAGGUGAAAGUUUAUUGGUAUUAAUGAUUUACUGUUGCUUUCGUUUUGUUUUUUGGUUCGUUUGAUUUUUCCUUUUCACGGUGCCCUUAUCUAGCAGUAAGAAAGCCUAAUCAAGGGGAAAGCAACACUGCAAUUGAAAGUAUCCUCCAGGUCUUGUAAAUGAGUUAGGAAUUGAUAAACCCCCGAAGUACAGGUGGCAGAACAGUUAUGGAGGGGGUGGCUUGAUCUCCAGCCUCUUCUUUGGUUAUGUUAUAUUUUGAAAAUUUAAAGCAAGAUUAAACGCUUAAUAAUAUAUUCUCUAAAUGGAUACCGUAAAUCCUCUAUAAAUCCCCCCGGGGGCUUAUUUAUUUCAAACCCAUUUGAGGGAGGGCUUAAUAGAGACGGGGGGGGGGGGGGACCCUUAAUUUUAAAAAAGACGUGGGUUUUUUUGUAAAAAAAAAAAAAAGAAAAAAAAAAACGGAAAGAGGGAGGGUAAGGAAAAGGGUGAAAUCUCGGGGGGACGCGGUACAAUAAAAAAAAAAAAAUCGCAGUACGAGAACGAACAAAGAAUGAAAAAAAAUUUUUUAUUAAGUAGGGAAGAAAUGUGGGGGGGGGGGAGGGGGGGUUUUUUAUUCUUUUUAGGGGAGGGGGGGGGGGGGGGGGAGUGAGGCGUUUACUAAAGGAAGGGCCUUUAUUUGAGAGUGGGUAGCUUAAUAGAGGAUUUACGGUAAAUAACUUAGCAGUUUAUGCUUGGGGCCUAAAAUGUCAGCUCCAAUAAUAUAUUUUGCCGUUUUUGGACAGGAAGCAGAGAUGUUGUGUUUGACCUUGAUUCCAGAUUAUUUUGCCUUACGUCCGAGGAAAUAAAUGUGGCCGAUGGAAGCGUCGUACCUUUUUUGUGCGGAGCAAUUUUUGUCUGUUACUGAAGAACGAGUCACUAAUCUUGUCACGUCAUCCGAUAUGAGCAUAAAGACGUUUCAGGCUUCGAGAUAAACCUUUUCCUUAAGACGCGAGCUUUCGAUUUCAUCUCAGAAUCUUUGUCAAGUGAGAGACCCUUUUUUUUUCACGCACAGUUUAACCUUCAAACGUACACACAAAUUCAUACCCCCAAAGUGGUACAAAGGGGGAAGGGGGGGGAUGGAUAGAGCCCCUCCCCAGAGUUUUUGAUACGUUGCAGUAUCUCGAAACUAUUUUGCCUUCAGGGGAAAGCCUUUGAUCUUUUCAACAAGAUGAGGUAUAUUUUAUGAGUGGUGGCGCGACUAGACUGUUCACAGUCCCCUAUUUUUCCGGAGAUCGUCGAGAUAUGGCGCGUCUUACCAUUAAUCGCGGCCAUCUAGAUUUUCAAAUGUACCGAGGGGGAGGUCGUCGGGGAUUAUAGCUCUAGGGGGAGGGGGCGAGAAAAAUAGAGGGACUGUAAUAACAUCACUGCAGCUCGCGUUCACGGAGCAAUGCAGGCGUUUGAUUGGUCAUUAGUCAAUAGAAGUUAAUUUGCGUCGGAGACAAGUUUAGUUUAAGUUGCCGACACUGACAAGUCCUUGUUUCUAUAAAACGUACGCUUUCAUAGUACAGUGCCAAACACACGAAGCAUUUUUGGUAUAUUGUGGAUGAAUCACGUAAGCCAACAUGCUUUUGAAGCAGCCCAGCCGGGGGAAUGUUGUAACGCAGUUCGGCCAAACGAAUUGAAAUUUAACGCUACGCCUACGCAAAAAUGACGACCUGUCAGAAAUGCCUGGCUUUUUAUCGGGAGGUUUCACCUUUUUAAUCUGUGGUAAGCCAGCAUGCUUAGCACUUGGAUUAGGGAAAUGUUUCACCUGUGCAUGUUUGCCGAUUUUACCUGGAGGCAUGUCCCAGAAACUGUAUUAAAUCACUUUUUCGAAAGAAGAUAUUUGUAAACAUGCGAAAUCGAUACUAAAUGUGUCUGGCAUGUUUUUAAUCUGAAUGGUAAAAGGCGUGAAAUUCCUGUCACGCCUCCUGAACGUGAGCUGCAGUGAUGUUAUUACAGUCCCUCUAUUUUUCUCGCCUCCUCCCAAACCGCCCUCUGCCCCUCAUAAAAGAUGGCAGCCCGUAACGUAAAGCGCUCGAUCUCGAUGAUCUUACGGGAAAAUAGGGGACUGUGAACAGUCUGUGGCGCUGCUGAAGGCCUGUGAUGUCACCAACAAUAGUAGCCAUCUUGGUCACUAUUUUGGAUGUUACUUAGAGUUAGAAAUCAUGUUAUAACCACCAUAAAUGGUAUCUUUUUUGUGCUUGUCAUGAAAAAUAACACACAAUUAAGCACUUUGCAUCAUUUUAUCCUCAAGCGUUACUUUUAUUGUUGAAAGAAGUUGAAAAAACGUGCAUUUCACUAAAAAAUGGCUUCACCACCUGCCACUGACCAUCACUAAACUUGUCCCAAAAUGCGCCCGAGGGAUAAACGAACAGCUACUGAAAACGUCGGGUGGUCAUGUUUUAUCUUUUAGAAAAAAAAAAAACAAAACAAAAAAAAAAGCUCAGGGGGGUGGGGGGGGGAGGCAACGUUUUUUGUUUUUUUAUUAAUUUUAAAGCUCGUACAUUUUUUUACAAAAAUAUUUAAGACUGCUUUCAAGUGUGCCAUGAAAGCGAAAAGUGUUUUUGAGAAAGUUAAGAAUGAGGCUCGAGAUAACAUAUAGUUAAAAUCCCAUUUACCACCUGCCACUGACCAUCACUAAACUUGUCCCAAAAUGCGCCCGAGGGAUAAACGAACAGCUACUGAAAACGUCGGGUGGUCAUGUUUUAUCUUUUAGAAAAAAAAAAAAAACAAAACAAAAAAAAAAACUCAGGGGGAUGGGGGAGGGAGGCAACGUUUUUCGUUAUUGUAAUAACUUUAAAGCUCGUACGUUUUUUUAACAACAUAUUUCAGACUGCCUUCGAGUGUGCCAUGAAAGCGAAAACUACUUUUGAGAAAGUUACGACUGAUGCUCUGGAUAUCUUAUCAUCAAACGCCCCUGUAAUUGGACUCAACAAAAGCGAAUUCCAGAAUAAGGUAAUAUUCUGUAGAUUUUGGUCUCCGAGACCAAUGCUAUAAACAAAAGGGACGACAAAGUUGUAGAUUAAAAUAAUAAAUUCCAAAAAAAAAUACAAAACAUCAACAUAAAUUUAACAAAAACACUCAAGAAAUAUGAGAGUGAUGUUUCUUAAGUUGCUGACACAAGCGACGGCAAAAAAAAAAAAAAUUGGUAAAUGAAUAAAAUUAAGUUAAAUUAAAUAAAUGAAUAAAAAAUCAAAUUAAAUCAACAAAUACAAACAAAUACAACCCCUUCCGCAACCCCCCCGCUCCCCGCAUCAACAAACAACAAAUCUUAACGAAACGAAACUAAUAGCGAGGGAGACGAAUCCCAUUCUCGACCCCACUGCUUACGCUUCUGACUCCGUGCGUAAGCUAGCUUAUUCCUCCCUGGCCGUCAUACGCAGAAGAGCUCUGGGUUCGAGAUUGGACGAAUCCAAAAACUUUUGGCUAGUUCUAUGCAUCAUCGUCAUACCCAUGGAAAACAUUCUCCAGUGAUUGAAUAAUUUAACUUUACUUAAUAUGAUGGAAAAGUGACUGUUUAUUUUUCCCUGUAUCGUUUGCUUGUAUCGAUACCAAAACGCUUCAUGAGCGUAUUCAGUUUAUGUUUGUUUACAUUCUAAUUUUUAUCUCGUAGUUUCGCUACAUGGGUACACACACUAGAGAUGGGAAUAAAUCACAAGACGCGUUAUCUGAGGUCAUGAUUCUUGUCAAAGAAGAAGCAAAGACUCAUGACCUAAAUUCGCUUAUAAAUGUAAGUUAAAUCAAUGUUACUAUUUUACAUUCCUGGAAAGUUUGUUUUAACUUUGUAACAUGUGACUUCAACGAUCCGCUUUAAAAACAGAUUGCGGAGCCAGUGGUGGUUACUCUUUUCUUUACCACGACUGAGCUGUCUAGAAAGAAAAAAAAAAACAAACUAUUUUUGCUGUGGAAUGGAAAUGAAGCUUAUGGUUAACAGACUAGUUCAGGAAAAGUUGUUAUUCAUCACUUUAAAUUUUUAUUUGUACUCUAUCGAACACGCCGUUUAAAUGACACUACUUUAUUUAUUAACAAGGCGAAAAUAUCAGCCUUAACACUAUUAAUUCCUAAUUCUACGUUUGCAUAAAUAAACGAUAUUUCAUCAUUAUUUUAGCUGGUCAAAAGAGCGAUAGAGACGAAAUGGAUACGGGAUAACGACAUGUUUCCUUCUUAUAACUCCACUGUUAUGUACAGCUUGGAUGAGUACAUAAAGUAUUGCACAAGGUUUGCUUGGUGUAUGGUGUCCCAAGUUCCUCCUUUGGAAAUUGAAUACAAAAACAAAGUUUUUGACUCUAGAGCGCACGUUCUGAGUCAAGCAUUCAGUUUUGGAGGAGAAAAUUUUCCGGAUCAUCAUAGGAGGCAUCCGAAAGCCCAGCAGACUAUUAUGUGCUACCUGUGGCCCACCCUACAGGAUUGUCAAGGAAAGGUUAUAGUAAAAGGAGAGGUGAUCUUGAGUAAGAGGUAG